CAAGCAAUAGAGUUGCAAUGGAUUUUAAAUAAACACUUCCCUCCUCCCCCCAUCAUUGCCAGGCUGCUGAGAAGCACGCAGGAGGCACCUCACCAACUGCUACUGAAACGCACACACAUAGCUAUCUUGCCUGCUUUCUGAGUCUACUGCUUCUUUCAUCCCAUGAGUGAGGGCUGGAGUACACAAGAAGCUGGCUGCAGUCAGAGGAUAGAAUUGGUAUCUUUAUGACCAAUUCUUUCCCCAUGGAUUUGAAGGACAGCACUAGUGAGGGAAGUCUAGGGAGCCUUCAGCCUUCCAGCCUCCAGAUUUUUGCUAACACCUCAACCCUACAUGGAAUCCGCCAUAUCUUUGUUUAUGGACCUAUGACUGUGCGGCGGGCUUUAUGGGCUCUAGCGUUUGUAGCUUCCCUGGGCCUCCUCUUGGUAGAGAGCUCUGAGCGAGUGAUUUACUACUUUUCUUAUCAGCAUAUUACCAAGGUGGAUGGGCUGGUUGCUAACAGCUUGGUCUUUCCAGCUGUCACCAUCUGCAACUUUAAUGGGUUCCGCUUCUCCCGUCUUACCACCAAUGAUCUGUACCAUGCUGGUGACCUUCUAGCUUUGCUGGAUGUGAAUUUACAAAUCCUUCAUCCCCAUCUUGCUGACCCAACAGUCCUAGCCAUAUUGCAAGAGAAAACUAACUUCCAGCACCAUCGAGCCAAGGUCUUCAGCAUGAGUGAGUUCCUAGGGCGUGUAGGCCAUGACAUGAAGGAGAUGCUGUUGUACUGCAAGUUCCGGGGGCAGGAGUGCAGCCACAAGAAUUUUACAACUGUGAGUACAAGGAACAGAUUUACUUUCUUAUUACCUUAAUAAUGGUUACAGUUACAAUGGGAUGUACCUAGAAUUGAUAAUUAUAUUUAUCCUGGAUUCUCUUGGUGAGAUAGCAGUUUUGAACUGAAGUAUGCUUGGUAUCCUUGUGGCAAAUUUGGGAGAUUUAAAAUGGGAAGUCGAUUCAAAUUAAGGAAUUAAGGACUGUUUCCUGGGAGAUUUUAACUAGCUCUAGUUAUUGACCUGUUCAGACCCUUGAUGAAAGGAACGACAAUAUUCAAUUACACUUUGAUUUCCUCAAGGAAACUAGCUUAUUUUGCUGUUGAAUGAUGAUUGGCAGCAAAGCAGUAUUCAAAUAAUACAGUAAAUUCUGGCUGAUAUAGUUAAUGUAUACCCCACUGGUUGACAAUGACUUACAACUUAGAUCCUUUUAUUCCUUUCUCUCUUGGUAACAAUUAUUUCCCAUUUCAUAUGAAGUUUUUUCCAGAUCCCUGCACAAGAUUCUGUAAUUGGAUAGCUUGGGACAAUGUUUCUUGAUAGUAAUUUAGUGUUGGUGACCUACCUCUGAUUUGUGGUUUAGAAGAAGUGUAGAGUUUUAUGAGCAUUAGGGAGUGAAAUAUGGAACCUGUUCCAUGCUGAAUAUACUCACUUAUUCUAUUUCAUUUCUUCUAAAUGUUGAGUAAUGGGCAACAAGAUGAAGAUGUAGAUGGUAGGAUUUGUAUUGUUUCAAUUCUCAUUGACCAUAUGCAUUCAUCAUUUCAUAAUUGCAGCAUCAAUUGUUGAUUUUCAAAUGUGUGAAUGGAGUAUGAGAAUAAAUAUAAAAUAUUAAUAUCUUGAUUACUACAACAUAGUAAAUACAAUAUUUUUCAGUUGACUUGCUUCAUACAUCAUCCCCAGCAAAUCUCCAAGUAAUGGUGGAACUAGAUAAUGCAUAAACAUAGAAAUUAAGUAGAUCUAGGCCUGGAACUAAAAAGGAAGUGACUUGUUUCAUAGCUAUGGCUAGUUGCCAUUAAAGAUGAGGAUCAAGAUCAGAAAAACAAGAUGAUUAUUUUUUAGGUGACAAAAAAAAGAAAAAAGAAAAAAGAAGAAGAAAGGAACUCUUUACCCACUUUAUAUCAUCCAAAUUUCCAAACUGGUUCUUGAAGUCCCAACACAUACAAAGGGCACUAGAUUAGAGAAAUGUUUUCUAUACUAAUUAUUUUGUCCACUGGCUUUCUUGGAAAAGUUAAAUAAGCGAAGGUGAUGGGCAGUGAAUGUUGCAAUAAACUUUAAUUUCUUUUUUGCUCAAACUCAUGUAACAGUCACCAAGAGUUGAAAAAAAUGUAGUAAAUUUCUUUAUUCACCAAUCCCUUGUUUUCAUGGCAGGGGUCAGAUUAAGACAUUGGACAGAAAGAAAGUAGUUUUUCCUAGAGAAAGCUUUGACUUAAUUACAUCAUACAUUAAGGGGACGUUAGUGGUUUGGGCCUUAAUUAAUAACA
Molecule: messenger RNA, 2281 nt
Organism: Crotalus tigris (Tiger rattlesnake)
Lineage: Eukaryota; Metazoa; Chordata; Lepidosauria; Squamata; Viperidae
Product: acid-sensing ion channel 2-like
Exons: 1
Coding region: 225-845 (206 amino acids)
Biological process (GO): sodium ion transmembrane transport
Cellular component (GO): membrane
Molecular function (GO): ligand-gated sodium channel activity
Source: RefSeq, a predicted model, not a curated record